AUGGCAGACUCAGCCGGCGGUGUUGAGGUGGAAGGGCUGAGGGGUUUGGGGGAGGUCCUGCAAGAGGAGGCGUCGGGGGAGGAAAGACGACAUCUUCAAGAGGUUCGCAUCGAUGAGCAACUGCAGGAUCCUCAGUACGAAGUGGGUCAGCGUGAGGUUGUUUCUGUGGAAGGAGCAGUUGCGGAGCACGGAAGCCAGGGAAAUCAAGUGGAGUCUUCUGCCACGCAGUUAGAUUCCACCUCUGAUGGGCAGCCCGCACUGAUUUCUUCCAGGGAGCAGCCGAGACUACUUGUUCGUGAAGAUCAUGGAGCAGGGCAGGAAGAUCCUGCUAUGGUUCGCGCCAGGUCGAUGGAGCGACGCGAGGAGGAUGUGGGCCAGAUUUCAAGGUCCUUGAAUUUUAUGACUGGUCUGCUGAGUACCCUUGUGGGAAGGGUGGACCGCAUGGAGCAGUGGCAGUCGGCGAGUGGAUCAGUGAGAGACCACGCUCCAAUGAGCACCGAGGAGGGCUCUCUACCUACACCGUCUGCUAUGACUCCGGCGACUGCACGGUCUGGAGCACCUGGACUUUUGGGUCUAGAUGAAGUUGAUCGCUUGCAGCAGCAGCUGAGUCAGGUGUCUAUGGGACAGCAUGGGCAGGAAUCUGGUUUUCAACGACCUCUGGCCUCGUUGGAGAAAGUGAUGGCUGGGACCUUCAGCAGUGAUGAUAGUGAAACAGCGCGUCGGAGGGCAGCCGAAGGGGAGCGAGGUGUACCUGGGCGUCUUUUUGGGGCCGCUGGCAGACACGAACUGGCCUGUUUUGCUGUAUGGAGAUCCAAGUACUACUGCGUUGGGGUGUGGUUCAGCAUCGAGUAUGACCUCGCCUCAGCCGGUUAUGGAGUCCCAACGAAUGUCAGAGCCUCAACAGACUAUGGAGUCCCAACGAAUGUCCUUGCUUCACCAGGCUAUGGAGUCCCAGCGAAUGUCCUUGCUUCAGCAGGCUAUGGAGUCCCAACGAAUGUCCGAGCUUCAGCAGGCUAUGGAGUCCCAACGAAUGUCUUCGUCCCAGCAAGCAGGUCUUACCGUGGGAGUGCAGCAUCCAGGGGCGCACAGCGAGGCUACCGUGCAGCAGUCAUGAAGGCUCAGCAAGCAGCAGGGCGGGGUGCUGGGAGUGAAAAGCCACGUCAGGAUGAGGGCCAAGAGAUGGAUGGUGAGGCCCGUGCUGCCCAGUGGCGUCGUGAUGAGCUCGAGGACUACGUCGGCGGUGGGAAAUGUUCAACGUGGGAGUGGCUUGGUGAUGAAUGCUGCUCCAAGUGGUUUGGUGAUGGUGGAUGGAGUGUGGAGGGAGUAUCAGAUGAUUGGUGGUCACAUGGCGGUGCAACCGCUGACGGGUGGUGGUGCGAGUGUGGGCUCUACCUUGCGGUGUCGGAGGAGAUCGAGCAGGUGGUCUGGCACUUGGUAGUGCGGGGGACACCAGUUCCUCCACCUCCUUCUACUCUACCGCCGCUGACGACUUCAACGACUACGAGCGCAAGCUAUGGAGAUGAGGUGGAAGAGCCCUCGAAACUUGUCACCAAGCUGCCGCUACUUCGGGCGGCCAGAGGCAGAGAUGCAGCGGUGAUUGCGGGAGACUGGCUGGCUCAGUUGGAGCCCAGUAUGAGUACCUUGUCCUCUACGGCGGCGCGGUGGCGGUCGGCUUUGAUGGAAAGGGUUAAAGAUCUUUAUGGUCUUUGGCUGGAGAGCGCUCGCGUGGCGCGUUUGACGAUCCGUCAGCAGGUGCUUACACGUCGUCCUCCUCCUGACCGGCAUCAUCGUGUGGAGCAGAGGGCAGCGAUGCUGCUGCUGGAUGCGUUGCCAGAGGAGCUGAGGCAUGAAGCAAUCAGUGCUCGCGCGGUGACGGCUGAGGCUAUGGUGUUCAUGGUGCACUGCGCUUACCAGCCAGGUGGGGCAGGCGAAAAAGCGCAGUUGCUGCAGUUUCUUACGGUGCCGGAGACGGGCAAUGGCUUGGAGAACACCCUGAGCCUGGCGCGCAAGUGGAUCAGGCUUUUAUGUCGAGGCCGGGAGUUGCAAGUGGUUUUGCCGGAUCCGAGCCUAUUGUGCCGUGGGCUGGACAAGCUGAUCGGUGCUACCUUUUUGGGGUCUGCCAGCAAGCAUCCUUCGGCCUCCUUCCGGAUUGCCUCAUUCAAGCUGGAGCGUCAGCUGGAGUAUCGGGCAACAGCUGUGGACAUUGAGGACUACGCGUACUUGAUCCUUGGUGAGUUGGAGGCGGCACAGUUGUCACAGCCUCCUGCAUCCCAGCCAAAGGUGGCCCGUUUGGAUGGUCAUGGUGGAAACCAUGAUAACGCGGACAAGGACAAGGGCAAAGGGGGGAAGGCUUCCAAUGGUGGCGGAGGCAAAGGCAGUGCUCAGGGAGGUACGACUGGGGCAAGUGCGGAGGAGAAGCCUGCACGGAGGCCCAGAAAGAAAGGGGAGAAAGGUGGAGGAAAAGAUCGUGGGCCAAUGGAGGCUGUGAGAAAGUCAGAGGAGGAGCCCGCCGGUGAGGAGGCGGCUCGUGCUUCUGCUUCGACCUCUGGAGGCGGUGACAAUUCGGCAAGGGUGGAGUUCUUUGAAGAGGCCACCAAAGCUUUGAAGUCGUUGAGGUUGGCUAAGCUCACGUUGCGGGCCUUGCAGAGUUCUUCUGGAAAUGGGGGCAGGGCUCUUGUCGACUCAGGCGCCACGACCUCUAUGAGAACGGCAUGUGGAAAUGAGGCCCAGGGGCUUCCUUUGAGGACGGUGCUGUUGGCGGAGGGGGAAACUUCGUUCUUCCAGUUGCCAGGUGGGACGCUUCUUACCACUAAGAGAACGGCACCUAUUGUGGCUAUGAGUGAUUUCAUGGAGAUUGGCUGCCGGGUCACAUGGUGCAGCAGCGAAGGUUGCGCGGUGACCCACCCGCUCAAGGGUGACCUGGGUGUUCGCGUGGUGAAUGGCUGCCCCGAGGUUGAUGAGGCCGUUGGUUUGGAGUUGAUCGCGGAGGCAGAGGCCACCAAGCUUAGACGACGUGAAGCUGAGUUGGCGGUGAAUCGCCUCGUGGAGGGGUGUGAGCGCCAGGAGCGUGGAUCUGGCAAGAUGGAUUGGGAGUUGGGCACCAAGGCCACCAAGGACCUCUACAGCGGUGUGGGGCUGUCUUGGGCGCGGUUGCACAAGGCCUUCCCGGAGGCCCCUUCUUGGCUGGUUUCAGCUAUCCCGGUGGUGGCGGGAACCAAUGGCGAUCGGGUCUCUUGGAAUCGUCAUGAGAGGAAGAAGUGGAGGAAGGCCACCUCGUUGGCUGUGCACUUGUUCUGUGGAAAGGACCGCGCGACGUGGAAGUCAAGGGCAGAAGUGGCUCAUGUGAUCACGGUGGAUCAAGCGGAGGAUGUGAUGGCGGAUGCAACCUAUGCCGCCUUGUUGGAUGUGGCCCUGUCAGGCAAGCUCAAGGCGGCGUUUGGCGGCCCACCUUGCAGGACGUUUUCUGCACUGCGCAACCGUGUUUUGGAGUCGGGGAUGGGCCUCGUCCUCUUCGGGAUCGUGAUGGUGAUGGAAGGAUACCAUCAUGAUUUUCAGGAUGGUGUUCUUGUGGAUGGUGGCAGCGACGAGCCAGACUUUAUCCUGGAGCACCCCGAGGACCCUCACGAGUUCCUCCAGGGCGAGAACAUGACUUCGUUGUGGGCCAUUCCUGAGAUUCAGUUCCUCAAGGAUGAGAUGAAGUGGUGGUGGCGGAAGUUUGACCAAGGUCCUCUCGGGCAUCCUCGGAGGAAGCCUACGCGAGUGCUAGCUUCGGUUCCAUGCCCCAAGGAGGUCUGUGAAGUUCGGGGACCCUCUUCUGUGACCGAGGAUGAACGUGAAGGAGAUGGAGAUGGGUUUCGGUCGGCUACCUGGGCGGCAUGGGCUCCGGGUUUGAAGCAGGUUGUCAAGAACGUUGUGGAAGGGAGUUUGGCGGGCUCCGCACUGGAGAAAAUCAUGAAGUUGGACCAUGCUUUCUUGGAUCAUCUUCGAAGGGACCACACCCCUUUCAGACGUGAUUGCAAAGCUUGCUUGGCUGGGGCGUUUCGGGGACAUGCUCACCGGAGGAUCGUGUCGCCUGAAGCUUGGUGCCUGAGCUUGGAUGUUAUUGGACCUACCCGACAGGGCACCGACGAGUAUGUCAAGAAGGUCCGCUACGCUUUGGUGGGAACGCUUGUGGUGCCAGAUAUGCUGGGCAAGCUACUUCAACCUCCUGAUCCCGACGGUGUGGAUGGUGGCGCUGGAGUUGGGCCGCUCCUCACGGAUGAUCCGAUCUACGAGGAGGGCUAUCACGCGGAUGAGGAGGCGGAGUUACCACCAGCGGCGGAGGAGGAAAGAAGCCGUCGUGAAAUGGAGAGAUGGGAGGCUCGUGUCAAGAGGGACAAGUUGGAGGGUGUAUCAUGCGUGGAGGUGCCUUUUGUGGUCACUUUGGCCUCUAAGUCUUCCUCGGAGGUGUUGACAGCCACCAAGGACAUCUUGAUGCAGGUGAAGAAGCUGGGCUUGACAGUGCAGCGCGUGCACUCCGACCGCGGUCGGGAGUUUGUCAGCAAAGGCUUUGGUGGGGCGAGCCAAGAAUGCAGUGAGGACCGUACCAAGGUGUUCGUCAAGCAGAGAUCCUGGGAGCUUCGAAAGGAGGAGUUUGUCGAGAAGGUGGUUGCGGCCAAGGUGCUAUGCCCCUCUAUGGAUGUUACCCGUGGUUUGUUGGUCCGAACGGAGGAGGGCAGCUACCUCACUACAAUGGUGGCUGUGGAGAACGUCAAGGAGGUUUCUGGCGACUUUGAGGUGGAUGCUCCACCCGCUCGAGCAGAUGCACCUGGAGUUAGAAGAAGAUUGCAUGGAAAGACGUCCAUUGCAAGGGCGGAGCUGGAUGGAAGCGAGCCUCUACCACAAGGUCCAGCAAGUGACGAUGAGAAUGUGGCUCGGGAUGAAAAGGAGGCAGCGGCUUUUCUGGAGGUGAGGGAUUUCUCCAUGGAGGCGCUGGAGAAGCUGUUGGACGGACUACACUUGAAGCGGUGUGUCGCUCCGAAUCGACGCGCGGAGCUACCUGGUGAUGCCCCUCAGGUGUCGGUGCAUGCGUUUGGGAUGUUUCGCCAUGGUGGUGUGGUGGGUGCGACUACAUUGGCCAAGACUCGACCAUGUUUGACAAGGUGUUUGGUGGAAGCACUCAAGCAACGUUUGGAUCCUGCAAUUACAUUUACUACCGUGUCUCUCAACUUCAACACGCCAAUGCAGUGCCACAAAGACUUCAACAACCAACAAGGUGAGCAGGCAGCCCUGGUCGGACUCGGCAACUAUGUGGGUGGGGCCCUUUGGUGCCACGAACCUGGAGGUGAUUCCAGGGACAAUGUCAGUUGGCACAAAGUUGGUGGAAGCUGGCUUCCUGGUCGUCGCUACCCUACCUACCACAAGACUGUUGUGUUUGACCCAUGCCAGCUACACCAGAGCAACGUGACCUACUACAAGGUUUAG
Messenger RNA from Symbiodinium necroappetens, 5463 nucleotides. NCBI's taxonomy places the organism in Eukaryota, Dinophyceae, Suessiales, Symbiodiniaceae. The record is from the annotation of a GenBank genome assembly.